Lachnellula hyalina is the source of this 786-nucleotide messenger RNA. Its product is annotated as putative AIM2 family protein. Lineage: Eukaryota; Fungi; Ascomycota; Leotiomycetes; Helotiales; Lachnaceae. Gene Ontology annotation, molecular function: hydrolase activity. Bases 1 to 786 code for a protein of 261 amino acids. The transcript has 4 exons. The record is from RefSeq and is a predicted model, not a curated record.
AUGAAUAUCUCCCACAGCAAGGCCUGUUGCACCCGUGCACCUGUCAUCCUCCGCGGUGGCUACAACUAUAACCAAACCGGGAAAUACGUCGAGUAUGACGGACUAAAGACUUACGAAACCGGGUCGCCCACAACCAAACGCGGAAUCCUUAUGAUAUACGACAUCUUCGGCAUAUUCGUCCAAACAGUCCGCGGAGCCGAUAUCCUUGCUUCAGGCCACCACGAAACUCCCGACAAAGGUGGACAAUACAAAGUAUUCAUGCCAGACUGGUUCGGAGACCACGCUGCCGACGUGCAAACCUACCCUCCGAAAACGCCCAAGGAUGUUGCCAGCAUAGCCGCCUUCAUGAACGGACCCGCGGAUCCUGCCAAGACAGUGCCGAGGAUAGCACCGCUGAUGGAGGCGAUCAAGAAGGCGAAUCCGCAGAUUGAGGAAUGGGCCAUCUUGGGAUUUUGUUGGGGUGGGAAGAUCGCUGCUUUGGUGUCGCGGGAGGGGAGCUUGUUUAAGGCCUCUGGACAGUGUCAUCCCAGCUUGCUUGAAAGGGCUGAUGCGGCAAAAGUCACUAUUCCGAUGGUGGUUUUGUCGUCUUUGGACGAGGUUCCUGAGGAGGUAGAUCCUUGGGUCCAAGAUCUGAAAAUGGCGUCUACUUCAAGUUUCAGUGAGAUUUUUACCGAUUCAGUCCAUGGCUGGAUGACUUCCAGGGCUGAUUUCGAGGAUCUGCAUAAGUUUGAGGAAUAUUUGCGUGGAUACAGAAUAGUUCGCGAGUUCUUUGCUCAAUCCUUGUAA